GAGCGCCGGGGUGCGGCGGGCAUGGAGCGGGGCCGGGACGGGGAGGAGGAGCUGGAGGAGGAGGAGGAGGAUGAGGGUGAGGAUGAGGAUGGCGGCCCGGAGAGCGCCCUGGAGAAGAGCCCGUUCCAGCUGACGGCCGCGGAUGUCUACGACAUCUCCUCCGUGGUGGGCCGAGACCUGCUGCAGCUCCGCGCCGGGCCGCAGCUGCCCGCCGCCCGCGCCCGGCUGCAGUUCAGGAUCGUCAGGGUGCUGGAGAUGCUGGAGGCGCUGGUGAGCGAGAGCAGCGUGGUCGAGGAGCAGCUGCGGCGGGAGCGGGACAGCCUCCGGCGGGAGCUGGAGCAGCUGCGGGCGGCGGCCCGCGGGAGCGCCCCGCAGCCCAGCCUUGGACCAGAUCAAAUGGUGAUAGACCUCACAGACCCCAACCGGCCCCGGUUCACGUUACAAGAGCUCCGAGAUGUAUUGCAAGAGAGGAACCAGCUGAAAGCUCAGCUUCUGGUGGUGCAAGAGGAGCUACAGUGCUAUAAGAGUGGGAUCAUCUCACAGAAAAGGGACCAAACUGAAGAACUGGACAAAGAAGCCAGUGGCAGCAGUGCUGGCACCAGAAAGGACAGUGAAGAGAAGACAAUCAUCAAACGGCUGUUUUCUUUUAAACAUGGAAAAUGAGCAUCCUCAAGGACUUUGCUGCUGGUGAGAAUGGCACUGAUGAGCCUCAGAGGCAUUGGGAAAGACAAUGACUGGAAGCAGCAGCAUCACUCCUACUGUAGAGAAUGAGCAAUCUCAUUAAAAUCAUGUUGUAAAAUAUUCUUUCAGAAUAGAUUUUACUCUGCUUUUUCAGAAAUUGUUUGAAACAGACACUUUUUGUAUUUCUUACUGUCAGACAUUAUCUACAUGUAGAAAAUAAAAUGUUUGUACAAA
Haemorhous mexicanus (house finch) is the source of this 915-nucleotide messenger RNA. RefSeq names its product Rab interacting lysosomal protein like 2 (gene RILPL2). Gene Ontology annotation, cellular component: ciliary basal body; cytoplasm. The record is from RefSeq and is a predicted model, not a curated record. Gene Ontology annotation, molecular function: protein dimerization activity. Bases 22 to 663 code for a protein of 213 amino acids. Lineage: Eukaryota; Metazoa; Chordata; Aves; Passeriformes; Fringillidae. The transcript is spliced from 4 exons. Gene Ontology annotation, biological process: cilium assembly.